UCGAAAUGCAGUGUAAAUAAUUCAUUAUGUAAUGAGCCCGCGCGCCGGGGAGCGCCGGGGAGCGGGGCCGUCGCUUUCACUCAGUCCGCGUUUAAUUGCCGCACGAUUCUGUUUACUUCUAUUUAUUCAACUGUUUCGAGUGCUAAAUAAUAUCAAAGAAUAAGUGUAGACUCGACGCGCGUAUCUUAUCACAACCACUCUAUUGAUCACUCGCCAUAUAUCGUCAAGGCCCCGCCUUGUACGGACGCGCCGGCCACCUUUAUCCACCAAUUUAUUCAAUAACUGUGACCGCGAUGUUCUUGUGAAGUCAUUAUGUGUGCGCCGAAAUAGAAUCUAAAGGAAAACGUAGUGUUAAUAACAAUAGUUGGUGUUUGUGCGUCGUCGGCCAUGGCUGCGAAGUCCCCCGUGCAGCGGCGCGAGGUGAUCGGCGGGGAGCAGUUCGAGCAGCGGCGAGAGGUGUUCGGGCAGCACGACACCGUGUUCCUGCCGCCGUCGCCGCCCGUGUCGCCCGUGUACCGCGCCGUGGAGCCCAUCGUCACGUCCGCGCACGGCAUCACCACCGCCAACUUCAAGCGCAACGGGCCCGCGCAUUCCAGCAUGCGCGAGCCGCGAGCGCAGCCCGAGUUCCGCGCCAGAAAGUACAGCGAUAACUACUCCGACCUCGACCAGAGCGACGACGCCGACUACCGCCGCAGCAUGACCGACCGCACGCGCCGCCUGUCCAAGAUGCGACGAGACUUCCUCACCUCCAACCUGCACGACCCCAGCGAGUCCCCCUUCGCGCGCAAGGGCACCCGCGCUACGCUGCCGUCCAGCAUCGAGUUCAAGCUCUACAAGUUCCCAUUCGCCGAGCCGUACGCGACGCCUACGCCGGUGCGCAAGGUCAGACUAGAACUCGGACCCUCGGACGGCAUCGACGCGGCUGACAAGGAGAACGAUGACCCGGAAGCGGAAACUACAGAAACUAAACAUCAGAGCCUGCCUGUUGCUAGUAACAACAACAACACAACCAAGAUAGACCAUCAGAAACUAUUUGAGGAGUUGGUGAAAAGGUAUUCGCCGCAGCGCAAGCCUGUCGACUGGACCCUGCCCCCGACCAAGCCUAGGGUAGUCGGAUCCGUGCCCAAGACCCGUGGGGCCAGCAUCGACGAAAGGAUUGUUAACGGCGACAAAGAUGCCGAAACUAAAGAUAUGGUGAAUGGCAAACAUGCUGUACCGGCCGUCAAAGUGAAUGACGAAAGCCAUGACUCUACAAUAUCGAUCACUGAGCUGGCUGAAAAGAAUGACAGAGUCCCCGAGCUGUCCACUAUUCAAAGGCAAAUGAGCCGCGAAGACAAAAGGCCACAUGUGGACAAAUCCACCGAUUUGAGCAUUCCGGCGUUGAUCGACAAGAUGACUGCCGAAGGCCAGGACUUGGAAAGUCAUAAGAACGACAAGAAAAAAGUCAAAAGGAAGCGGAGUUUCAUCGACAAACUUCUAGGCAGAAAAAAAGAUAUCAGGAGUCAGUGAUACGAUGGCGAAUGGAAACUUAUCGAUGUUAAAAGCUACCAAAGAUUACAUCAAGGUUGUGAGAUAUGACGCCAGUUGCAGUAAUCUUUUAAUAUUUAUUCUUUUCGGUUUUUAUUCGAUAAGUUAUUUAGUGGGUAAUUUAUAUAUUUAUAGUAAUUAUUAGGUUUCGACUUCCUUUUGUCACUUUUUUAUUAUCUUAAUGCAGUGUAGGUUAUCUCUGUAUGAUAAAACGUAAGUGCCAUGUGACACUCCAUAUCAUCAAAAUUCUAAGUACUUGUGUAGGUGUCGCAACUAAAUAAAAUUAUAGUGAAUGCUGUACAUUUAUCUACUCACAUAAGUGCUAUGUUAGACCAGCUAUUCAUUAUGUAUGUACCUAACUCUAUACGUAUCCAGGCGUAUGACUAUCCACUGAUGUGCGUAAUACUUACUUGCCUAUAUAAUUAUCUUUACUACUUUAUUCCAUUAUGGGUACAGUUGGUGUAAAUUAAAAUCUUAAGUAACUAUUUAACUAAAAGUCAUUCCUGCAUGGCGCUUUUCAAAAUGUAUAAUAAUUUUAAUAAGUAUAUUUUUAUGAUUUUGUAAAAAGUAUUGAACAAGGUAAUAAUAAUAAUAAAAUAUUUUAUAGAUAA
Plutella xylostella (diamondback moth) is the source of this 2138-nucleotide messenger RNA. RefSeq lists its product as uncharacterized. The record is from RefSeq and is a predicted model, not a curated record. NCBI's taxonomy places the organism in Eukaryota, Metazoa, Arthropoda, Insecta, Lepidoptera, Plutellidae.